Paramecium tetraurelia is the source of this 636-nucleotide messenger RNA. RefSeq lists its product as uncharacterized. Gene Ontology annotation, biological process: arachidonate secretion; phospholipid metabolic process. The transcript has a single exon. Gene Ontology annotation, molecular function: A2-type glycerophospholipase activity. The record is from RefSeq and is a predicted model, not a curated record. NCBI's taxonomy places the organism in Eukaryota, Ciliophora, Oligohymenophorea, Peniculida, Parameciidae.
AUGGGAACACAGGAAUAAUUUAAUUAUAUAGAAGCAUAAUUAUAGACUACUUUACUCAGAAGUCAAAAUUUAAAUAAGAAUUGCAAGAAUUCAAUACUUUCGUUAUGGGAAAUCUCUGAAACAUUUUAGUAUGGAAAUUGGUGUGGGAAAAAUUAUGGUGGUUUUAAUAAUGAUUGUAGAAAAUUUUGUGAAAUUGAUUUGUUUAAACCUAGUGAGGAAUGUGUGAAUUGCAAUUAACCAAUUGAUUGGGUAGAUGAACAGUGUAUGUAUCAUGACUUUUGUAUGACCAGAUUUGAAUCUAUGGGCAUUGGUUAUGGUAUGGCUUGCUCAGAUUCUAUUAAUCUAGGCAAUCCUUUUCCCUCACCUUGUAAUUGCGCUUAAAAUUUAACAGAGCAUUUGAAAUUAAAUUACCUAGUUGAAAAAUGUCAAUUUGAUGUAGAAUGUGAAAUGAAUGGAGAAAUUAUAUAAAAUUUUUUCAAUAGUGAAUUCCUAAAAUGUUCCUGUGCUUACGUAUAAUGUAAUAAUAAUACCAUUGACUCAAAUGGAGAUCCUAUCGUUAUAGAUGACCCAUUAGAGUGCUGGAAUGCAACGGCCUGUGUUACACCUGAAUAGUGUACAAGCUUAAAUGGAGGAUGA